This is a messenger RNA of Brassicogethes aeneus, 1395 nucleotides long. The record is from the annotation of a GenBank genome assembly. NCBI's taxonomy places the organism in Eukaryota, Metazoa, Arthropoda, Insecta, Coleoptera, Nitidulidae.
AUGGCGGCGGACUCAGGUUCGUCUUCUGAAGCUCCGGAAGAAUUUGUGUGUAAACACUGUAAAAAGGCGAUAGUUCGCGAUAAACUGAGUUGUUCCAAAUGUAAAAACUUUUACCAUCCAGGAUGUGUAAAAUUAGCUGUGAAAACUGAGUGCAUUAAUGAGUUUGAGAAGGAAGAAGUGUUCGAACAAAAAAGUGCUAGUGAAAUCGAAAUUCGUUAUCAAAAAAUUUUGAUUGAUGAAUUAAUAAGCAAAAAUAAUGUAGUUAUGGAAAAUAACAGACUUCUCGUCAAAAAAAUUGUUAGACUAGAAGAACAAUUGAAGUUAAAAUCAAAUGCAAGUAUUGUAUAUUAUUCAUCAGAUAAUAGUGAAAUUCCUCCAGUAGAAACAGUACAAGAGAAGUGGACUACUGUUACUAAUAAGAAGAAGGAAAAGAAUAAUGCAGCCACAAUAAAAGGAACAGCAACAGGUGGAAACAUUUUUGGAGCCGCAGAUAGUCUAGCAUGGUUUUACGUAGGCAAGGUCAAUGCAACCACAAACUGUCAACAAAUACAGGAGUACCUAAUGGGCAAAUUUCCGAAUGAAACGUUUAAAGUGGAGGAAAUUCAAAAGCAUGAGCAAAAUACAAGCAAAAAUAAGUCUUUUAAGGUGGGCUUCAACUUUAAAAUCAAGUGUGGCCACAAGGUUAGGUUGCAAAAAUUAUUAGAUCAUACCAGCCAACGUUUGUUCGAAAUUCAAAAUGAAGUUUUGGUUCAAACCUUAGAACAUAAACCUGCAACUUCUUCUUUAUUACUACAAUUGGAGUGUAAAUGGGGCUUAGAUGGUAGUAGCAGUCAUUCAAUGUACAAGCAAAAAUUUUCCAGUGAAAAUUUUAAUACCAGUGAUGCAGACAUUCUUUUAAGUUUAUUGGUACCUUUGCGACUGCACUUUAAAAAUAAAGAUAACGACCAAACCGUGGUCGUCUGGCAGAACCCGAGGUGCUCAUCUACAAGAUUUUGCAGAAAAGGUGUUUCAACGACCACUACAAAAUUUUUCGAAUGCAUUCUGCAUCUAUCAUAUAGACUGGACAUUAAAAAAUGGCAAGUUCGGGGCUCAAAUGAAGAAAAGGCAGCAUUUGAAGAAAGGAAAAAAUCUAUCAUAUCGGCUCUCAAGUCGGAAUUGGGCCUUUUGGUUAAUGUUGUCAAGCAAGGCUAUGGCAAUACAAAUGAUAGAAACACCUUUCGCAGAUUUUUCGAGGACAGCACAAAAGCAAGCGAAAUCACUAGGGUUGAUGAAACACGUAUUCGUCGGUUCUCCGUUAUUCUCCAAGCUUUAUCAAGUGGUUAUUAUGUUGACGUUGAUCAGUUUAGGAAUUAUACUCUAGAGACUGUAAAACUUUAUGUAAGACUUUACCCUUAG